GGCGGAGCCUGGCCCCGACGUGGUUGGGAAUGAAUGCUUUGGUGAGACGUGGAGUGGCCCGUGCGGGCAUCCCCUGUCUUUGGAGAGGGAAGUGCUUCAGCUCCGGGAAUGAGCCGGCGGAAAGCAACCCGGUGACGCCGAUGCUGCGGCAUCUGAUGUAUAAAAUAAAGUCCACGGGUCCCAUCACCGUGGCCGAGUACAUGAAGGAGGUUUUGACCAACCCAGCCAAGGGAUAUUACGUGCAUCAUGAUAUGCUAGGGGAAAAAGGAGACUUCAUUACUUCACCCGAAAUAAGUCAAAUCUUUGGGGAGCUACUAGGGAUAUGGUUCGUCAGUGAAUGGAUGACCUCUGGAAAAAAUCCAGCUUUCCAGCUGGUGGAACUGGGUCCAGGUCGGGGGACCCUCACUGGAGAUAUCUUGAGGGUGUUCAGUCAGCUUGGGUCUGUGCUAAAAACCUGUGACAUUUCAAUACACCUAGUAGAGGUGAGCCAGAAAUUAAGUGAGAUUCAAGCACAGGCACUGACUGAGGAGAAGCUCCCUAUGGAGAGAGAUGCCGAAUCCCUGGUGUACAUGAAAGGUGUCACGAAGUCUGGGAUCCCCGUCUCCUGGUACCGAGAUCUGAAGGAUGUUCCUAAAGGUAUAGCUUUACAUUGACUCACGGCAGAACAUUGCUCAGAACUCCUCACAGCCGUGACAGCUGACCGACCUACUACUGCAGUUUAACAGUUAGUUAUUGCUUUCAAGUCCCUCCCUGGAAGGGAAUAGCUGACUUUUCCAUUUCUAGCCAAGAACAUUAUAAUAGAAGAU
This is a messenger RNA of Peromyscus leucopus (white-footed mouse), 806 nucleotides long. Its product is annotated as protein arginine methyltransferase NDUFAF7, mitochondrial-like. Gene Ontology annotation, molecular function: protein-arginine omega-N symmetric methyltransferase activity. The transcript has 5 exons. Lineage: Eukaryota; Metazoa; Chordata; Mammalia; Rodentia; Cricetidae. Gene Ontology annotation, biological process: mitochondrial respiratory chain complex I assembly. Gene Ontology annotation, cellular component: mitochondrion. Bases 30 to 653 code for a protein of 207 amino acids. The record is from RefSeq and is a predicted model, not a curated record.